This is a messenger RNA of Lates calcarifer (barramundi perch), 2791 nucleotides long. RefSeq names its product platelet and endothelial cell adhesion molecule 1a (gene pecam1a). The transcript has 15 exons. Gene Ontology annotation, biological process: cell surface receptor signaling pathway. Gene Ontology annotation, molecular function: transmembrane signaling receptor activity. Bases 150 to 2567 code for a protein of 805 amino acids. The record is from RefSeq and is a predicted model, not a curated record. Lineage: Eukaryota; Metazoa; Chordata; Actinopteri; Centropomidae.
CACUGCCUGAGGGUUUUGUCUUCCACACACUCCACCUCUCCUUUCUUACGGCCCUCCCCUGUUCUUCCGACUGCCCUUUGUUGCCCCUGUCUCGUCGGCCCCGUGCAGCUGUAUUUUAAUCUUACAGCAGUGAACCACAUUCGCUCAGGAUGGACUUGAGACCCCCCAACCUGCUGCUGCUGGUUCUCACCAGCCUCCUCCACUUCUUGCAGUGUGCCACAGAGCAGUCAUCAUACAUCAUAGAUACCAUUGGCAUUACAGUCCUACCUAGCAGCACAGUUCAGAGCGGGACUCCAGUGGAAAUAAUCUGCAAGGCCAAAGUCAGUCACGACAACAUCCCAAACCUGACAUAUACUUUUGAGCUUAGACGGGACGACGUUGCCAUCUUCUCCUCUACCGUCACAAAAGACUCAGCCACAUAUGAGAUACUCCCGGCCAGGGUAGCGGACUCUGGAAGUUACGAAUGUCGGGUCACAGUCAAAGAAAAGAGCAGAACCAGCUUCAGCCAAAAACUGGAAGUCACAGGCCUGCAGACCCCCACUCUGUAUCUGGAUAAGACUACAUUCUAUGCGGGGGAUGACUUCAAAGCCACCUGCAGUGCUCCGGAGGAAAGGGGAUCCUUCAUAUUCCGUUUUUUCCAGAGAUUUAGAAAUGAAGAGCCUCAGCAGAUGAAGCAGGUAGCACCGAUUGGGAACUUCUCAGAGACCACACUGAUCCUGAGACAGACUGGUGACUACUUCCUGUACUGCAGCUAUGAGAUCAAUUUGGUUUCUGGGACCAGACGCUCCAACCGCAGCAACGAGAUUCAUGUGAAUGUCAGAGUACUCCAAAUUACCCCAGUCAUGAACGUGCUGCCCUCCCCUAAUGUCUUUGAGGGUGAAUUAUUGGAGGUGGUCUGUAAGGUGUUGACUUCAGUUGAGAAUGUUGAAGUAUUCCUGACAAGGGAUGGGAGCGUUCUCAAGAAAGCCCUAGUCAGUCUCUCUCAUCGAUUCAGAGUACAUGAAGGAGACUCUGGGGAGGUCACAUGCAAGGCAGAGAGGGGAAAUGUGCAGAAAGAAACCUAUCAAGUAAUCAGAGUCAAAGAGCUGUUCUCAAAGCCACACCUUGCUGUGAAUCCUGUUGAGAUAUUUGAGGGAGAGAAGUUCAAACUGACCUGCUCUGCCACUGUUUAUGUUCCUGAGAGGCUCAGCAAUGAAACCGUGCAGCUCUACAUCUACAAAGAUAACGUCAAGCUCACCUCUUCAGGGACUUACAUAUCUGUGGCGAAUCCUUAUAAAAAUGGCAACUACACCUGCAAGGCCUAUGCUGUUUCUCAGGGACACAGUAUAUUAAAACAAAGCCAAACACUUGUUGUUAAGGCCAAAGUUCUUGUUUCAGAACCUGUGCUGAGUGUGGUGGGGGGUACACUGGUGUUGGGAAAGAGCUUCCAGCUGCUCUGUCACAGUGACAGAGGCACUCUGCCCAUCAUAUACAACCUACAUGGCCCCAACAAGCUGAAUGAGCAAAGGGUGGUGAGCAAGCCAGGAGAACAAGCCAUCUUUAACUCCUCAGCCAUCUUUAAGAGCUCAGACUUAAACAACUUUAUUUGCCAUGCAAAAAACAGUCUAAACAGUCCUUCCAUGGUAGGAAACGGGCGGCAACUGCUCCAUUCAACCAAUAUCAUAGAGCCUGUGUUAAAUCCAGUGUUGACCAUAGUCCCUCGCACAGGCUAUGUCUCUGAGGGGCAGGACGUGAAACUCACCUGCUCUGUAGAGAAAGGGACUCUUCCCAUCAGAUACACUUGGUACCACAUUGGGAAAAAAGGUGCCCUUAUUUCACAGACCUCCAAGGAGCUGCAGGGCACCUACUUCAUACGCAGUGUCAGAGGAGAGGACAAAGGGGAAUACUACUGUGAGACCAACAACCCGGCCAACGAAACCAAACAGAGUGCUGCUGUCAUGAUUAUCGUGAAGAUGGCUGGCUGGAAGAAAGGUCUUAUUGCUGUCUUCUGCAUCCUGCUCAUACUGGCCUUGGUCCUUGUUAUUGCCUUAAAAACACGUCUCCUACAAUUUAAAAGGAAGGGAACAGGCAAGCUGUUAGUGAAGUCAGCUGGCACCAAAGUGGAGCGACUGAGCCUCACCCAGGCAGAGGUCAAUGAGGCUGCAAAUGCCACACCAGGCAUGAUGGGAAAGAGUGUGUGGAGUGAACGGGUAUCAGGCUCUGAGUCUGAUGACCAGAACAGUGAGGCUGCUGCAGAACCUCAAUACACAAAUGUGCAGACCAGACAGGCAGAUCCUAACAGAGCUCCAGUGAAGAAGGGCAUAGACACAGAGUACAGCAAAAUGAGGACUUCCAAGCAAGGUUUUCCUGAGCAGGCUGAUGGUCAUGGGUCAGUGGAAUACGCUCAGCUGAAUCGUGAGACAGAUCACCACACUGACCAUGGUAUCCACGUCGACCACUCUGUUCAGGAUGACCACAGGGAUGAGGUUGACAGCGUUGUUGUUGACAGCGUUGUUGUUGACAGUGUUGUUGUUGACAGCGUUGUUGUCGACAGCGUUGACACCAGCACUGCUGACCACGGGGAAUGAAAACAUACAAGCCAAACUGAUAACAGACCAGCAAGAACAUUUAUUCCCAUAUUUAUCCAGCUCCUUAUUGCAACCGGAGUCUUUCAUGCUGAAAGACCGUAAAUGGCCCUAAGCAAUUACUGUAUGUACUCUGAUAUUUUUUUUAACGCUUUGCAGAGAACAUUCCUCACUGUAGAUUCACUUGCUUUGCCUUGGAAGGGCAAAUAAAUGUAUGUUUUUGUGAA